AUGAAGAGACGUACUGCUAUUAUAGUUGGGGCCGGUGCCGGUGGAGUAGCUACCGCUGCUCGUCUGGCAAAAGAAGGCUUCGAAGUGACUGUGGUAGAGAAGAACAGUUUUAUCGGUGGCCGAUGCUCGCUGAUCCAGGAGAAUGGCUACAGAUUUGAUCAAGGGCCAUCUCUCCUUUUACUCCCGAAGCUCUUUGCAGAUACAUUCAAAGAUCUCGGGACUUCAAUGCAGGAUGAAGGCGUUCAAUUGCUCAAGUGCGAGCCCAACUAUCGGAUAUGGUUUGGGGACCAUGACCGAGUUGACAUGUCAACAGAUAUGGCCAAAAUGAAAGCGGAAAUAGAGCGUUACGAAGACGAGGCAGGAUUUGAUCGAUACUUGUCGUACAUGAAAGAGUCCAGCCGGCAUCAUGAUCUCUCUAUGGUCCAUGUCUUAAAGAAAAACUUCCCGCGCCUCUUCAGCAUGCUCCGGCCUGAGUUUCUAUUCUCUACCCUGACACUGCAUCCAUUUGAGAGCAUAUACAGCCGGGCGAGUAGAUAUUUCGCUUCGGAAAAGAUGAGACGGGUUUUCACCUUUGCAAGCAUGUAUCUUGGGAUGAGCCCCUUUGAUGCACCAGCCACAUAUUCGUUGCUCCAGUACUCUGAACUUGCCGAUGGGAUAUGGUAUCCCACCGGUGGGUUCCAAGCAGUUCUGGAGGCGGUGGCGAAUAUUGGGAAACGCUCAGGAGUGAAGUAUCGCCUCAACGAGCCUGUCUCCUCAAUCCAGCUCUCCAAAGAUAGGCGCACUGCAGUUGGUGUGAAAUUAAGCUCUGGCGAGAUUUUGACAGCAGAUACAGUUGUUAUCAAUGCCGAUCUCGUCUACGCCUAUAACGAGCUCCUACCAAUCUCUCCUCUGGCUAAGACUUUGAAAAAUCGACCCGCAUCAUGCAGCAGUAUUUCGUUUUUUUGGUCCUUUGAUCGUGUUAUUCCGGAACUGCAGACGCAUAACAUUUUUCUGGCAGACGAAUACCAGGAAAGCUUUGAUUCGAUAUUCAAUGACCACAAGAUACCGGAUGACCCAUCAUUUUACGUGAAUGUGCCCAGCCGUGUUGACCCAAGUGCGGCACCACCGGGCAAGGACGCUGCAGUAGCGCUUGUCCCGGUAGGUCAUUUAGUCAACGACAACACCUGGGCUGAUGAUAUGAACUCAGUCGUAGCUGAAACCCGGGAGAGGAUCAUUGACACUAUCGAAUCUCGCACGGGUGCUCGUGGCCUGCGUGAUUGUAUUGUCUCGGAGAAAGUCGAUACGCCCUUUACCUGGAGGGAGAAGUUCAAUCUUCAUCAGGGGGCUAUCUUGGGGCUUUCUCACUCGUUCUUUAAUGUGUUGAGCUUCCGCCCGAAGACUAAACAUGACAGUAUCAACGGACUCUACUUCGUUGGUGCCAGUACCCACCCCGGCACCGGAGUCCCAAUUUGUUUGGCGGGAAGUAAGAUCGUCUGUGAGCAAAUCCUCGAGGGUUUUGGUAUUCAGAAGUCAGGCAAGGGACUGCAGAAGAUUCGUGGAUGGACAAUAUGCGGGAGACUUGCUAUGUUUGUGCUAUUUAUUUUUGUUUGGGCUAUAGCUUUCGGCUUUAGAAAUUAUAGCUAG
This is a messenger RNA of Nannizzia gypsea CBS 118893, 1623 nucleotides long. Its product is annotated as phytoene dehydrogenase. Lineage: Eukaryota; Fungi; Ascomycota; Eurotiomycetes; Onygenales; Arthrodermataceae. Gene Ontology annotation, molecular function: oxidoreductase activity. The transcript has 4 exons. The record is from RefSeq and is a predicted model, not a curated record. Gene Ontology annotation, biological process: carotenoid biosynthetic process. Bases 1 to 1623 code for a protein of 540 amino acids.